Cryptomeria japonica (Japanese cedar) is the source of this 1569-nucleotide messenger RNA. Its product is annotated as ATP-dependent DNA helicase pfh1-like. The record is from RefSeq and is a predicted model, not a curated record. The coding region runs from base 1 to 1569 and encodes 522 amino acids. The transcript has a single exon. Gene Ontology annotation, molecular function: DNA helicase activity. Gene Ontology annotation, biological process: telomere maintenance; DNA repair. NCBI's taxonomy places the organism in Eukaryota, Viridiplantae, Streptophyta, Pinopsida, Cupressales, Cupressaceae.
AUGGGAGCUACAAAUAACUUUGCCCAGAAUGAUCUACAAAUGCUAGGCCGUCGUGAUUACGAUAUUAACUACUUGUGGGGUGCAACUGUUAUGGAGGAUCAAUUAGAUUGUACUACUCUUCAAUUCAUAGCUGCAACCAAGCUACAAUUCCAACACGCUAGCGUGCAAAUCUCAACUCAGGACACACAAAAAAUUGAGCUGUCGCCUAAACAAAAAGUUGCACUUGACAUUGUUCUGCAACAUCAUAAUAAACAAUCUGCAACAACACCUCUACAAAUGAUUGUUCAAGGCACUGCAGGCACUGGUAAAUCAUUUUUAAUAGACUGCAUUAGGAAACAAUUGAACAUAUCUACAACUGUGAAGCAAAACCCAUUGCUUGUUUUGGCACCAACAGGUGUUGUUUCUUUUAAUAUACAAGCGACAACAAUCCAUGCAGGGUUACGCAUACCUAUAAGAGAAAUGCAUCCUUUGAUAGGGCAGCCAUUAAUGACAUUACAAGAACAAUUGAAACAUAUUAAAUAUAUCCUGAUAGAUGAAAUGAGCUUUUUAGGCCCAAAAUUACUACUAAAAAUAGAUAGUUGUUUGCGCCAAGCAUUCCCUGACAGUCAACAUGAAAGCUUUGGUGGGGUGUCCAUCAUUCUUGUAGGUGAUCUUGCUCAGCUCCCCCCUGUAAUGGAUAAACCUAUAUAUGCAUCUCACUCUACAACCCUCAGUUUAUGGCUCUCUUUUACUACUGUCGUAACAUUGGACACUAUUUUCCGGCAACAAGGUGCAUCUAUAAGACAACAUCAAUUCAAAAUAGUCCUUCACAACAUAAGAAAUGCUCAAGCAUUGCAACAUGAUUGGCAGUUUCUGAUGUGCCAGACAAAUGCAACAUUAACUAUUCAACAAAAGAAGGAUUUCAACUCAUCAAUCCAUUUAUUUGCAACAAAUGAAUCUGCACGGUUGCAUAACAGGAAAAUGCUCAAAGAAUUAAAUUUGCCUAUCGCUCUAAGUUUAGCUAAAGUUGGCAAGCAAACAAAUACUGAAUAUGACAACAAUGAACAACUUCCAUUAGAAGUAUUGCUUUCUAUAAAUCAGCAAGUGAUGUUAAUAGCUAACUUAUGGAUUGAAGUUGGCCUUGUCAAUGGAGCUAUUGGUCUCAUCAAAAAAAUUGUAUAUGAAAACAAUACAAAGCCACCAGACUUGCCAAAAUAUGUGGUUGUGCAAUUCAAGGAUUAUAAUGGACCUCCAUGGGAUAUAGCACAUCCAAAAGACAUACCCAUUUUGCCAAUAACACGAGGCAGGCGUACACAAGUACCUUUGACAAUGUCCUGGGCCAUCACUAUUCACAAAUCUCAAGGACUUACAUUAGAAAAAGCUACAAUAGACAUAGGUAAUACUGAAAAGCAAGGACUCACAUUCACAGCUAUUUCAAGAGUGAAGACAAUUGAUGGGAUACGGAUCGAACCACCAUUCUCUUUUGAAAGGUAUUCCAAACUGCAAAAUAAUGCUUAUACAAGCAUUAGAAAGAAAGAGGAAACUCAUUUGCAGUUGCUCUCUGCACAAACAAAUAUCUAUUCAACUUAA